This is a messenger RNA of Lathyrus sativus (Indian pea), 390 nucleotides long. The record is from the annotation of a GenBank genome assembly. NCBI's taxonomy places the organism in Eukaryota, Viridiplantae, Streptophyta, Magnoliopsida, Fabales, Fabaceae.
AUGCAGUUCACGUUCUCUGGGGUUACUUCAGACCCGAUUAAAGCGACAAUGAUUACUAACACAAUUAUUGUUGUCCUUUUCACCACACUGGUGUUUGGUUGUCUCACAAAACCACUUGUUAGAUAUCUUCUUCCCCACCAUGUAAGAAGGAUAGACACCAGACAUGAAGAAUCAUCGGGGUCGCGGUCACCAGUUGGGGAGUUGGAUCUACCUUUGCUAUCCUUUCAUGAGUCAACAGAAACCAACAUUAGCCGCGCAAAGGAAAGCCUAUCUAUGUUAAUAGAAAGUCCAGUGUACACCAUACAUUACUAUUGGAGGAUGUUCGAUGAUGCCUACAUGAGACCUAUAUUUGGAGGACCUUGCUCUAACCCUAACCCUUCAGAGUUCUAG